Molecule: messenger RNA, 5809 nt
Organism: Varroa destructor (honeybee mite)
Lineage: Eukaryota; Metazoa; Arthropoda; Arachnida; Mesostigmata; Varroidae
Molecular function (GO): protein binding
Source: RefSeq, a predicted model, not a curated record
AUUAGCUGUAUAUCUAAUUUGAUCAAGAACGAAGCCCCUAACACCGCCAAGAAUUUCCAGGUUCACCAUAACUAAGUUGACGCAGGGGAGGUUACCAUCUCCUCGAAGUUUGUUGCCUUUUCUGUGAACUUUAAGUGAACCCUCCCCCCCCCCCUCAGUUAGUACCGACAAAAGGCAUGUCUUCAAUGAUGGCGCAUGAGUUACAGUCUGUCGCAGUGGUGAAGGUAGACAACCGGCAAUUUCUCAUUCCUGCUAGCCUUCUCCAUCAUCAUUGCCCCAUACUUGGGCCGUGUUUAAGCACAAAUUUACCCCUAAUUCGUGUCAAUAUUGAGGGCAUUAAAGCACCGACGUUUAAACUAAUCGAAAACUAUAUUCGGACCGGACAGUUUCCUGACAUCACGGUGCAAAAUGUCAUCGACCUUUACGCGGCGGCAACGAACCUCGGCAUGAUCCCGCUGGCUAAAAAGUGUCAGGAGCAAAUUUACAAACGCUCCGUGGAAGAUCAGAUGCUAACGUUUUACGUCGAAUGCGAACGAGCCAACAACCCGACGGAUGCUGCAGCCUCCCUGGACAUGAUGUCCAAAACUUUCAAGAAAAUCGCAUUAUCAAAGGGUAUUACUGAGUUAAACGAGACACAACUUAUCAAGGUCAUCGAUAGCGGCCCAGUGAAAAAACGGCCGCAAGCGGAGAGAUUCAUCGCUGUACUCAGGUGGCUUCAAACGGAUUGCCGAGGUCGCUCCGAGCGCGCAAAAAGCCUGUUAUCGCGUUUCAAUCUCAAUGACAAGUCGCUCGCGGGCUGUGAGGUUUGCCCAGAGAUAACAAAGCAUGUGCCGGCGCUGAAGCUACUUGCAAAUUUGCCUCUACCUGAGCUUCAGAGGGUCGGCACUGGUAAAGGGUGCGUUACCGCCUCAACGAGUUUGAAAGGGACUCCGGUAACUACUAUAACUGGUGGUUCAACAGCAGUAACAUCGUCGAGGACUAAAACGGCAGCGACUAAAAGUUUCAAUGCAAAGGUACCACUCCAAAAAGCCAAGGCGAAACAGAAAAAAGUUAACAAAACAAUCACUGAAACGUUUGUCGAAAGCCCAGACAGCGACAUUAGCACGCUUAAAGCUAAAAAGACGAAUAAAGCUUUGAACAAGGUCGUACCGGAGAACUUUAAACAGGUGUACGAAAGCGUUACAACUAAAAGCAGAGGAAACUCUACAAUAGAAACCGGCGGUUUUGUUUUGGCCAAGAAACAGCCACCCGUCGAUGGUGGAAAAUCCAGUCCUUCUUUAAAAGGCGCAGUACAAGAGGAAAGCGAGCGAAAAGGUACGGAUAAGCCUAGCGAAGUUACUACGCCAAAGGGUCGAUCUAGCAGAGAUUCGAGGAAGUCACUUGUUGCUGAUCUGGUGAAAAGGACCACUGCAAAAUUUUCGAAAAAACAACGAAAUAAACCUAUUGAUGCUAAUAGGACAAAAGACCCAGCUAAAAAAAGUCAGGAAACAAAGCUGGCUAUGUUUACGACGCCGCAUGCAGAUAAACCUAGUGAAGCUAGCACGCUAAAGGACCAACCGAAGACAGAGGUGAAGAAAUCUUCUUCUACGAAGGCUUUACAUACAAAUAAGCCUAGUGAUGUAAAUGCGCCUAAGGACCAGACUAGAAAGUCUUCUACGGUCAAAACACCGUCUGCACACAAGCCUAGUGAUGCAAAUGUGUCUAAGGACCGGGCUAAAAGGUCUUCUACAGUCAAGACCCUGCGUGCAGAUAAACCUAGUGACGCAAGUGCCUUAAAGGAUCAAUCUAAAAUAGAUCAGAAAAAAUCCCCCACGGCCAAAACACUGCGCCCAGAUAAGCAUAAUGAAGCGAAUUCCAUCAAGGACAAAGCCAGAAGUUCUAAAAAGUCCACUUCUGCAAAAGCAUCGCAUGGAGAUAAGCUUAAUGAGACAAAGUCCCUAAAGCACAAAGCUAAAAGUCCUAAAAAGUCCCUUGCUGCAAAAGCACCUCGUGCAGAUAAGCCUAGUGAUGCAACUAGCCCAAAAAAACAGGAAAAGAAGAGUUAUAAAAAAUCUGUUGUUGCGAAAACGCUGCGCGUAGAUAAGCCUAGCGAUGCAAGUAGCCCAAAAGACCAGAGCAAAAAAAGUCCUAAAAAGUCUUUUCUUGCUAAAACGCUGCGCACAGAUAAGCCCAGUGAUGCAAGUAGGCCAAAAGACCAAGAAAAAAGUCCGAAAAUGUCUUCUGUUGCCAAAACGCUGCGCGCAGAUAAGCCUAGUGACGCAAGUAGGCCAAAAGACCAAGAAAAAAGUCCUAAAAGGUCUCGUGUUGCGAAAACGCGUCGUAUAGAUAAACCUAGUGACGCAAGCAGCCCAAAAACCGAAGGAAAAAAAAGUUCCAAAAUGUCUUCUGUUGCCAAAACGCUGCGCGCAGAUAAGCCUAGUGAUGCAAGUAGGCCAAAAGACCAAGAAAAAAGUCCUAAAAAGUCUCGUGUUGCGAAAACGCGUCGCAUAGAUAAACCUAGUGACGCAAGUAGCCCAAAAACCGAAGGAAAAAAAAGUUCCAAAAAGUCUUCUGUUGCCAAAACGCUGUGCGCAGAUAAACCUAGUGAUGCAAGUAGGCCAAAAGACCAAGAAAAAAGUCCUAAAAAGUCUCGUGUUGCGAAAACGCGUCGCAUAGAUAAACCUAGUGACGCAAGUAGCCCAAAAACCGAAGGAAAAAAAAGUUCCAAAAAGUCUUCUGUUGCCAAAACGCUGUGCGCAGAUAAAGCUAGUGAUGCAAGUAGGCCAAAAGACCAAGAAAAAAGUCCUAAAAAGUCCCUUGUUGCGAAAACGCGUCGCAUUAGUGACGCAAGUAGCCCAAAAACCGAAGGAAAAAAAAGUCCCAAAAAGUCUUCUGUUGCCAAAACGCUGUGCGCUGAUAAACCUAGUGAUGCAAGUAGGCCAAAAGACCAAGAAAAAAGUCCUAAAAAGUCCCUUGUUGCGAAAACGCAUCGUAUAGAUAAACCUAGUGACGCAAGUAGCCCAAAAACCGAAGGAAAAAAUAGUCCCAAAAAGUCUUCUGUUGCCAAAACGCUGUGCGCAGAUAAACCUAGUAAUGCAAGUAGGCCAAAAAACCAAGAAAAAAGUCCUAAAAAGUCCCUGGUUGCGAAAAUGCUGCACAUAGAUAAGUCUAGAGAUGCAAGUGCCUCAAAGAAUACAAAAAAGAACAAGUCCCGUCCCACCGAGGCCUCACGAGCAGAUAAACCCACUGACGCAAGCACGUCAAAAGACCAAGCCAAAAAAACUCUGAGAAAGUACUUCACGGUCGAUAAGCCUACAAAACCUGCGCCAAAACUUGCGGAUAAGCCCAGCGACCUCAGCACAACCAACGAUCAAGCUAAGAAAACUUCCAAGAAGUCUCGUUUCUCUAAAACAUCAAAAGGGAACGUAGCAGCGCCUACUGUAGCCCAAAAGGCGCCUAGCAACAAGUCGGGUGAACGUAAAAAAUCGGCACAUACUAGUCCCAUCAAAACCAAAAACUCACAAUCGAAAAAACCUAGUAAAGAGGAAAAACCAUAUUUCCGCUUGAUGGCAAAGAAGUCUAAUAAGCCGAAGGCACAAACCUCGCCAUCAAAGCAGUCCACCGAUGCAUCGACAACGAUGGUAGAAAAACGUCAUGAUGUGCUAAAGGCAGGCAGAAACAAGCGACGUGAAGCCAAGAAAUCGCCGACGAAAAGUUCAAGCAAAACUAACAAAACCAAGGUGCACGCGGAAAAACUUGCUAAUGCACAGAGAGUGCCUCAUUCACCGAUGAAAGAAUCAUUGCAAGAUUUAAAGCAGAGAACUCGCAAUGACAAUCCACUUGUCGCAACAUUCGGUUCCACAUUGGCAGGCAAAGGUAAUAACGUCGGUACACCCUCCGAUACGCAAAAAAACCCGAAGAAACGUAAACAUUCAAAAAGGGCAGAUAUUGCUACGGAUCACAAAUGUAACAAAAAGCAUGCCCAGAAACGUAGCGGCCAGACCAGUGCACAGCCGUCAGUUAAGAGUAGUGACAUGGCAACAGAAGUGCCAUUAAGUAAGUGGUACUCCGGAAUUCGUACGGAGCAGCUCCAUCAAGCAAGAAAAGCACCCGGUGGCGAGGAAGUCAGUCGCGCUACGAUUUCCGACAGUGCGGCGAAAAAAAUCGUUAAGAACGGUCCGACUAACGCUCAGCAAUCCGAGAAUUCGGCCUUGAAAGCACCAGCAGCCGCGAUUCCCCAACAGCGAAAUGACAAACCUCAAGGCUCAUUAAAGAAGGGUUUAAUAAAAUGGCCCAGAGGUUGCGGUAAUCACACUAAACAGAAAAAAAUACCGGACGCAAAACUGGCAGAGGCUGGAGUGAAAAAUCGAAAGUCGAAAUCACUGUGGAAAAACCUCAAAAAACCGGCAAAGAUCUUUUCUGGUGGCCACUAAUCAGCGGAAAAGGACUAAUAAAUCAAGUCUGUUUUUAGCGAUAUGAACCUAACCCUGUAUGGAUAGUCAGUUAACAAAUAUAGCACAGGAACUACGCUAGGGCUACGCGAUCUUUGAGGGUAGAGCGAUACACGGAAUGUUCAUUCAAAUAAUGUGCGGAAGUAUAUCUAGUGAUUGUUCAGCGAAUUAGAUAUUAAGCUCUUUAACUUGGUCCAGGAAAGAUUAGCAGUGAAAAAGACAAUCAAUGAAAAGCAUGAACUUAAGGAAAAAAAGUAGUACGUACGGCUAUAUAGGCUGGAGCAACAGCGUCCCAACAGCUCUAGCGAGCAAUUAUGUACACAUUAGGUCUGCCGCGGGCCUGCAUGCUAUAUCUGUCCUUCUGGCCAAAUACGCAUUAACGAAAUGGACAGCUUGAUAUAAAAAAGAAACGAUCUAUAUGAUAACAAAGUAGACAUAGCAAGCAAACUAUUAGACCCGCCUAAUGGAAGUGGAUUAGAGGAUGUACACGCGAACCUUUAGGUACAUUGAUUGCGGCACACAAUUUUACUUUUUUCGUCACCUAAUUAAAAACGACAGAGGUUGUCAGAGACGCUGCUGCCGCCUCACCGAUAGUUCCCUGAGAUUUUGUCCAAGUAAACGUGCUGAAAACUCGACGGUUUACAACAAUGAACCUGCCUAGCAAACAGCCAAUUGAAACGAAGGAUAAUUAAAGCUUAUUUGUGAAGUUGCGUUUUUUAUUGACGGAAGCUUACUGUACCGUGUCGACUUAAGAUAUCUGUUCGAUUGUAUGUCCCUUUCAAUAUUCGGAUAUAAAAUGAAAUGAAGAGCAAACAUAAAAUGAAGGGUUGACGACUGAGGAGUGAAAUGCCAAAGUACGUAACUUAAAACCUGCACGUUUAACUUGUGAACAUUCUUUUACUAUAGUUAAAAACAAACAACGCGCUACGGAAAAUUCAGUAAAACCCAUGUAGUCUUGUAUAGGGCUUUACUAAAGUUGCUUAUGACAUUAUUAUUUACCCUUAAGCGCAAUAAGGGGACGUUUCUACUGAAUUAAGUUUUUUUUUAACAAAUUCUAAAAUAUGACUCUUAGACCUCAAGAAAUCUUUAAUAUAUAUCUUAUAUAUGUAAGAUUUCAAGUAAUAUUACUGCAAUCGACAGGAGUGUAUGUGGUGUAUGCUGCAAAAAAUGCGUCCCCAAAACGAUACCGAGAAGGGUAAUGCAUAGAUGAUACGAUUUUAAUCUCAAUAAUUAUAUAAACUGGGGGCAUGUCUAGGGCAUGUCCUGUAUCCCUGAUGAUUAUAAUUAGUUGUUGCAUUAGUUGAAUGCGCGGGAUGAUUUGCGGAUAAUUAAAAAAAAAGAUCAUUGACCAGUCUCAAUCGGACAUCUACACAGCAUAC